CGUUCUUUUAUGUUCUUCUAAUGUUGUUCUCCUUUUAAUGAAUAAGGCGCAUUGUAAAAGCGGUACACUGCAUAAACAACUCCGAAAGUGAACGUUCUAUGAAGCCGGUGCUAGGGCCAUGCAGAAGGAAGAGGAAUGGCUGAGUCUUCGAUGCAUGGAAAGGUUAAAAGGUUAUAACUGAAACAACUCAUUUCCAACAUCCAUCAUCCUUGCAAUCAAUCUAUCACGAUGUCAACCUUAUCUCUCAACUUACCUGCUUCUUACCCUUGGGUAGUCGGUGUAGCAGCCACAAUCCCAUUCUUAACAUUUUGGCAAUCAAUGCUAGUUUCAGGUGCACGCAAGGCAGCAAAGAUUCAAUAUCCACAAGUCUACGCAACAAAAGAAGAAGAAUCCGCAAACCCAUCAGCACGUAAAUUCAACUGUGCUCAACGUGCACAUCAAAAUACAAUGGAAAACGUUCCACAAGUUUAUGCAAGUUUACUCAUUGCUGGCGUUCAACAUCCUCGUGUUGCUGCCAUCUCGGGUUUACUUUAUGUCGUUGGCAGAAUCGUCUUUACCGUUGGUUACAAUUCAGGUGAACCAAAAGGUCGCGUUCCAGGUUCUUUGAUCAGUUAUUUGGGUAUGGUCUCUUUGUUCUUCACUUCGGCUUAUACUACCUUUGGCUUAUUGCAAAAGACAGGCUACCAUUUCUGAUCGUUAUCCACAAUCUGUAUUGCUGAGAUCAUGUACAUAACAUUUAAUGGAGAAUAAACCAUCGUACAUUGACUUUGUUUGUCAGGCAGCAU
Molecule: messenger RNA, 785 nt
Organism: Meira miltonrushii
Lineage: Eukaryota; Fungi; Basidiomycota; Exobasidiomycetes; Exobasidiales; Brachybasidiaceae
Product: membrane-associated proteins in eicosanoid and glutathione metabolism
Exons: 2
Coding region: 229-693 (154 amino acids)
Cellular component (GO): nuclear envelope; membrane; endoplasmic reticulum
Molecular function (GO): glutathione peroxidase activity; glutathione transferase activity
Source: RefSeq, a predicted model, not a curated record